AUGGCAAGACAGGGAGGGUUCUAUGCUGUUCGAAAGGGCAGAGAAACCGGCAUCUUCAACACAUGGGAUGAGUGCAAGAACCAAGUGAAUGGUUAUGGUGGCGCAGUAUUCAAGAAGUUUGACAAUUACAACCAAGCCAUGUCUUUUGUAGGCCAUUCAAAUAAUGCAUCGAAUCACGCAAGUUUAGGCCGCUCUGGAAGCCAUCAUGUUAGUAGACCUCAUAGCGCUCAGAAGCGAUUCCAUGGGAAAAAUCUGUCGCCAUCUCCCUAUUCGUCAUUAGCAUCAUCAUCAAUAUCUUCAUUGCGCUCUGCCAACAAGAACGCAUAUUAUUCGGUGAAGAGUAGCUUUCCAGAUGUUGAAAGCAAGAUCUUUGAUAACUGGAAAGACUGUCAAGACUAUGUUAAGCAUAAGAGGGGUGUAACAUUCAAGAAGUUUGAAGAUCAAUCAGCUGCAGAAGACUUCAUUAAUGGAGUUAGCGCAUGCGAUUAUACGCUUAUGAAUAUUCCCAGGGACGUUUUCGAAUCUAGAUAUAAACUUUCCAGCAAUAUCAUAUAUGAUAAAUCCAUGAACGUUUAUUGCGAUGGUUCAAGCUUCGGCAAUGGUACAUCAUCAUCGAGGGCAGGCUAUGGUGCAUAUUUUGAAGGAGCACCUGAGGAAAACAUUUCUGAACCCUUGAUGUCAGGAGCUCAAACUAAUAACAGGGCUGAAAUCGAGGCUGUUUCAGAGGCCUUGAAGAAAAUAUGGGAUAAUCUGACUAACGGAAAUGACAAAGUAAAAUACCAAAUCAAGACCGAUUCAGAGUACGUAGCUAAGUUAUUAAAUGAUAGAUACGUGACAUAUGAUGACAAAAAGCUCAAAGGGUUGCCUAAUUCCGAUCUGAUUAUUCCUUUAGUGGAGAGAUUUGUUAAAGUUAAGAAAUUCUAUGAAUUGAAUAAGGAAUGCCUCAAGAAUAAUGGCGAAUUUCAGAUUGAAUGGGUUAAAGGGCAUGAUGGUGAUCCAGGUAAUGAAAUGGCAGAUUUUCUGGCUAAGAGUGGGGCGUCAAGAAGAUAA
Messenger RNA from Saccharomyces kudriavzevii IFO 1802, 1050 nucleotides. It is a transcript of the gene RNH1, whose product is annotated as RNA-DNA hybrid ribonuclease. Gene Ontology annotation, molecular function: magnesium ion binding; RNA-DNA hybrid ribonuclease activity; nucleic acid binding. The transcript has a single exon. The record is from RefSeq and is a predicted model, not a curated record. Lineage: Eukaryota; Fungi; Ascomycota; Saccharomycetes; Saccharomycetales; Saccharomycetaceae. Gene Ontology annotation, biological process: DNA replication, removal of RNA primer. Bases 1 to 1050 code for a protein of 349 amino acids.